AUGAGAACCUUUGUUAUUUUAGCUCUAAUAUUAUAUGGGGUAAGAAUGGGAAACUUAUGCAGCUGCAUACAAGAGGAUUUAAACGAGAAUGACUGGCCUGUACUAUUAGCACAAGAGUUCAAAGAUCAUUUAGAUGAAUGCAUGGAUGAUGAGAAGUCAUCAUUAGUGCAGUCACGGUUCUUAGUACGGCCAUUUUCUGCCUGUGCAAUGGAUGCAAUGGAGGCAGAAGAAGAAGUUCAGCUGGAAGUAUUAUGUGCUGAUUUAGGUGGGACAAGCCUAAAAUUAGAUAUAUACACAGUAGCCAGCGAGACAGGACACACUGAAAAAGUCACUAAACAGACUGUUAAGUACGAUAUACCAAAGACCAAGGAGGAAAUAGCUGAUAGAACCAUAUAUGAAUUUAUGUCUGAGAAGAUAAUAGAAUUCAUUAAUGACUACCAGAAGGCACAAAGAACUGGAGGUGCCCCUAUGAGGGGUGCACUAACAUUCUCGUACCCCCUGGAGAAAUGCGGGGAUGGUUUUAAAGUCACCAAAUUCACCAAGCAAUUCAACUGGGUGAAGGCUGUCACAGAUAACAGCCCAGAAAUGCCCUUAGAUGAGCUUAAUAAGCUCACUAACAGGUAUGUCAGAUUUAGCACAAUUGCAAAUGAUACAACAGCACUGGGUAUCUGGGCCUGUCAAACCCAUGAAGAUGCAAUUGGUGGAUUUGUCUUAGGAACAGGCAUGAAUUGCUCAUACCUGGAUAAUAUUCGGAAGAGUGAAAAUAUGAAUGGGAAAAAGGUCAAAGCCAUUUACAACACGGAAUGUGGUGGAUUUAAGUUCUCACAAGUGAAAAGCAUAAUGAAUGAUGCAGAUAUAAAGAUUAAUGAAAGUAAUCCUUUAGAGGUAGAUUCUUAUAUGCUGGAGAAGAUGGUGGGUGGUUUAUACUUUGAGCAGUAUAUAAAUAUUCAAUUCAUGGAGGAACUUACUAGAGUAGCAGGUGAUGAUCAUGCAAAUUCAGUUAGAGAUGCUGGGUUCUGGUUAAAGAAUGGUAAAUUACAGCCUAAUGAUCUGAUUGAACAAAUAGCUGACGUAUUUGAUUAUAUUGGUCUAGGGUACCAUUUCCAGAAGAAAAUGUAUCGGUUUAUUACUGAUGCUAUCUCUAAGGCAAAGGACCGUAAAUAUAAAAUAUGCGCAGGUCUUUUAGCUGGUGUCAUAUACAAGAGUAUGGAAAGUAAUCCCAGAAAGAGCACAAAUUAUAUCUUUGGUUUGACUGGGUCUGGGUGUAAAACAGAAGAAUUUAAUUCGAAUGUCACCAGGUACAUCACUGAAAUUCUGAAGGCUCUUUGCAAAUCCAGCACCACUGAGGUUUCUGUUGAAUUUAAAUUCUCAGAAGAGGCUUCUCUACAGGGUGCUGCCAGUUCUUACGUAUACAAGAUAUAUAAUUAA
Molecule: messenger RNA, 1428 nt
Organism: Nematocida ausubeli
Lineage: Eukaryota; Fungi; Microsporidia
Exons: 1
Coding region: 1-1428 (475 amino acids)
Biological process (GO): intracellular glucose homeostasis; glycolytic process; glucose 6-phosphate metabolic process
Cellular component (GO): cytosol; mitochondrion
Molecular function (GO): D-glucose binding; glucokinase activity; ATP binding
Source: RefSeq, a predicted model, not a curated record